CCGUCUCCAGUCGUUUACGCACGUUCCGUUUCCGUUACGGGGCGUGAUCCAUACUAAAGAAUGGUAUGUCGCGUGCCCCUAGCGCGUGUUUUGCUAAACGAAUAGAUAGUGUUAUAUUUUUCAUGUUGUGUUACCUAAUUUGGUUGUAAUUUCACUGAAAAUGGAGACUUUUAACCAACUUGUGCUAGAAUAUCCCGAGCUAAUGUACGGUGGAGUCGGUGUUACAGCAUUUCUCACCGGUGGAGCGCUAAUAUACAAAAUUGCUACCAGAAAGAAGCCAAGCCAUGUGAAUGUGAACUGCUGGUUCUGCAAUGACAACACAGUGGUGCCUUAUGGGAACAGGAACUGCUGGGAUUGUCCCAACUGUGACCAGUAUAAUGGCUUCCAGGAGAAUGGAGAUUACAACAAAAUCAUUCCAGCUCAGUACAAGGCACAUCUAAACCAUGGAGUGUCUGCAAGUCUUCUCUCAUCUGAGACACCCAAGACACAGCAGUGGGUCAACUGCCAGAUGCUGCUAUGCAGGAGGUGUAAUAACAACCAGUCUAUUAAGAUCAAGCAGUUGGCCUCAUUUAUCCCAAGGGAUGAUGAGAACUACGAUGAGGAAAUUGAAGCCUACAAGCACCACCUGGAGCAGACCUAUAAGUUAUGCAGGCCAUGUCAGACAGCAGUGGAGUAUUACAUCAAAUAUCAAAAUCGGCAGCUACGUACGGUGCUCUUAAGUCAUCAGCUUCGACACUCCAGGGACAAGAGCUUUGUGAAGAGCUCCCAUUCUCCAUCUUCUCCUGUUGGGGUCAUACUGUUACGAGCCCUUGCCUUCCUGAUUUGUGCUUUCCUAAUUGGUACAUCUUUCUGUGAAUUACCAGAUCAGUCUGCUUUGCCUAGGGCCUCACACACAUUAAGUGGUGGUGUCACUCCUCUAAAGUCUAAACCCUACAAUGAAUCCACCCCCAAAAAUGAAAGCAGUGGAGAUGUGCCUGUGUGGCAGGGUCUGCUGGAGCUGCUCCCAGAAAAGGCCAUAGAAAAUGCCAAGCUGGUGUGGCAGCAUGGAAGGGACAACCAGCUGAGUGUAGUCUCUGUUGGCCUGCUGACUUGUCUCACUGCUAUCUUCUUAGCAGGACCUGUAAGGUUGAGGAGAAUUGAUGCUGUGGCCUCUGUCCUAUGGUUCCUCAUCUUGUGCCUCUACCUUGCUGAGAGCUACUUGACUGGUGGCUCAGGCUGGAUGGUUACAGCCAGGCACAGUGCCGUUUCCCUCUGCUGCCUAGUCAGCUUUGCUGCGGCAGUGGCAAUUCACAAACCACUGGGUCUACGAAGAGGCAGCUGUCGAAGAUACCUUGCAGGAAACUCUACAGUUCCCCUCUUCAGCAGCCAGCCUCCUUUGCUUUCUCCUACCCUGGCAGACUCUUUUGUCCCCACCCCACCCCCCAACCUCUCCAAGCUCAUCAAUCGCCAAAAGAGUCCUUGCAAGUGCAGCGAUUCCCCCUCCUCUCUGCCUGGGCGCCUCAGCAGAGCCCUCUGCCUUGGCACCAUCCCUUCCUUCAAAAGGACAGAUUCUGGUUAUCUGUUUAGUGGAAGCAAACCAGCUUCACAAUACAAAGACUCUCCGCCCUCAGACUAUUUUUCACUGAAGUCUGGGAGCCAUCAGUCAUCCCCAAGCCCCUCUCCAACCCCAUCAGUAGCUGGGUCAGUUACUUCCAGUUUAGGUUCUGCCAGACAACGCCGCCCCCUCAUCAGUCCUGCACGCCUCAACAUCUGUAGCCUGAAACUACAGCUUUUCUCAGCCGAGCGAGAACCGAAGCGCUCGGCCCCACUCGUGUCUUCAUUAUACUCCACCGUGGAUUCAUCGGCUCCCGUUUACAGUGGCUCCUUUUCACCUGAUGUAUCACCUUUCCAAAGCCAGAAUGAUUUGAGCUUGAGUGACAACAGUGUAAUUGAUAAGGAAGAGAUAAGUGAGAGAGGGAGCUCUUCAGGGUCCUCUGCAUGCCUGGUGGACACUACGACACAGGGGCCAGAGAACACUCCUCCUCCAAAAGGUUUCAUGAAGCAACUUAUCUUACCAGGGCUUUUAAUAGCGAGCCUGACUGCCAACCUGCUGUUCGCCUGCCUCUGUAUGUACUACUACUGGAGAUGAACUGCUAACAGGUCUGCUGCUGCAGAGUGAGCCAGCCUCUGUCCCUUGACAGCCCUGUCUUGUCUGUAGACCUGCACAUCCUUCAUAAAUGCCAGGAAACAUAUUUCUGGCAGUUGUUUAGAGGUGCUUAGUAAAACUACAGAUGUCAUUGAUUGGGUCUUCAACAGUGUACCAACAGCAAGUUAGGGGAAAAAAUGUUGGGUGAGAUCAAAUGCUGUUUAAAAAUAUUUUGCCUUUUGUGAUCUGGCCUCAUUUAUCUUUUGGUUUGUCACUGCUCCUUGUCACAUGGACACAGGUAUAUGUGUGACUCAAUCUAAACGCUCAGUUCUUGCCCUGAUACUUGAUGGGUUUUUACAACCCAUGCUGUGAAAUGUGCAAUAAACAUGUACUGUUUAGUUGAUGCUGCUUGGACACUAGAGGGUCGUGGCUUACCUACUUACCAUAAAUUCUCAUACAAAAGCCGGUGUCAAAAUAGUAGAGUCUCAGAUGGUAUCAGGGGAGUAGCAGCACAAGGAAAUAAAGGCAGUUGGUCGGUAAUAAAGGCCAAGCAAAAUAAACACUUUGAGGGGCUUGCCUCUGCAGCUCGCAUGGUGAAUUCAGUCUGAUUACCACACAUGCUACUGAGAACUGUUUCAAACUUAACAAACAAUGGUUUCAUAGUCUAAUUGUAGUCGUUUCUUCUUUGGUGUACUCCUGAUCAAUGUUAAACUACUGUUGUAAAACACUACACUUCCUGGUUUCUUCCCCACAUCCCGCACCCCCACAUUAUCAGCGUGGCAUGUCUCUUACUGUACUAAUGUGGAAAUGGACAUUAUACUGAACGUAUUAAGAUGAGGUAAAUAUUGAACAGGCUUUGAGAUUGGUCUGGUUCUCUCUGCCACUGAGGUGGUUUGAAACAAAAGCCCUGGCCACUAUUUGAGAGUUUCCGCUAUGCUUACCUCUCCCAAAUGAAUAACGUUUCUGGUACUCAGACAGGUAAACAGUGAAAGGCAGUAAGCAGCAUGGUGUGUUUGUGGUUUACUGGUAUGGUUCUACUUUUUUUUUUUUUUAAGUGUGUACAGAUUUUUAUUUUUGUAGUGUGAUAACUAAGGAGGAGUGUUGUGCCAAACUCUGUCCUGGUGUGCUAUUUUGUUACAGAGUUGACACUUGACAUUUUUGAUGUCCUGGCCAUUUAUUUAUAUCUUAUACCAAAGUGUCGCAUGUCAUUUACUACAGAAACAUUUCUCUUUCUUCAAACCGUUUUGUUUUGUGAUAUCUCUUAGUGUUAUCCUGUUUAUGGCUAUUAGUAAUGUGUAAAAUCCCCAAAGUCAAGUGCAAUAUAAAAAAAAGUUUUCAAUUUAUAAAGAGAGACCAUGACGUUUCCAUAAACAAGGCACAGAGUUUCAUGUAGGACUUAAAUGAGCUAUAAAAUAAUGUGUAAAGGACAUUUCUUACAACUUCAAAUGCUACAUGUUUGAAAUAUUUUUGCACUUGUUCUUUCCAGGUUUUGUGUUUGGUUUGGUUCAGUUGUAUUUUUAGUAUGUUAGAUGAAAUUUGUUGUACUUGAGAUGAAGAGCACAGAUGUUUGUGUGGAUGUUGAAUAUGUUGACGUGAAGUUGUCCAAUUGGAUGCCUGUAUAAACAGGUUACAGUUAGCUUGUGUGUUUGAAUGAGCAUGCAUUUUAUUUUUGAGAGGAAUGUUUUGUUCUCUGCUAAUUUGAAUCUGUGGAAAUUAACAAUAUUAUAAUGAAUAGUAAUGUUUUGUUUUAAGCUGCUGUAACCUUUGAUACAGACUUGUGCAUUUGUACUUGAUGUGCAACCUGGCAAAUGUUGAUUAUCUGAUGAACUCAUUAAUUGAAAAUUUUCAAUGUUUUCUUUCAGUCAUGCUGAAUUUUCCUGAAAAGAGAAACCUCAUUUUUCAUUUAAAAGAAACUUAUUUUUGAAAUUGUUUUUAUGGUGUAACUAAAGUUUAUUGUGGUUUUUUCCCCCACAUUAAAUUAUAUUAAAUCAAAAUUGUUAAUUUCAGACACUUUGACAAGAAGUGUGACUCUUUAAAAUAUGAAGGUGUGCCCUGUAAAAAUUUUACCUAUGGUUCUUACUCCACUACAUUGCAAUGCAAAUGUUUGUCUGCAAAAGCUUUUUUGUGUGUGACUGUAAGGAACAACAUUGACUUGUUGCAUCUGGACCAAUAUCUUUUGA
This is a messenger RNA of Monopterus albus (swamp eel), 4305 nucleotides long. RefSeq names its product transmembrane protein 201 (gene tmem201). The coding region runs from base 161 to 2128 and encodes 655 amino acids. Lineage: Eukaryota; Metazoa; Chordata; Actinopteri; Synbranchiformes; Synbranchidae. Gene Ontology annotation, biological process: nuclear migration along microtubule. The transcript has 11 exons. Gene Ontology annotation, cellular component: nuclear inner membrane. The record is from RefSeq and is a predicted model, not a curated record. Gene Ontology annotation, molecular function: lamin binding; actin filament binding.